ACCGGCGUGUUAUCUCAGAUUGACCAGACCAUGUCGGAGACUUCGGUCCAAUUAGCAAACACACAGCGACAAAAGCCAUGAAGUGCAUCAAGUAUUGCUAUAGAAUCUUUCUAUUCUCAAAAGCCGGACAUGUUUUUUUAAGAGCUAUUUUAAUUUUAUGGUUCCAUAACAAGCCUAAGCCUUUGAACACUUUAUCAGGGUCAUAAUAACAUGCAUUAAUAUGCAUCUCCACUCUUUAAGUACAGGCACAAGACACGAACGAAUUCACAUAUGCUUCGGCGAUGCUUGUUUACUCUGGGAAACCCUCUUUGUAAGGUAUCGUUAGUUCUCAGCUGUCUGUGCGUAACGGUAAAAAAGCUGAAUUUCCACAAAGAAAAACAAAUUUUCACUUAUUACGGAAUUUGUUUGUGGUGUAUCUUGGUCAUCCUUAUUCAAUUAUCAAUUGUACUCUGACCUACCCUACGGCAAGGCUCUGAAACGACACGAUAAUACUGCUCUAAUAUGAUCUAUAAAACUAACAACAUUACUCCACUUUUUUCCGUCGACUGAAGUUUGAGGUAACCCUCGACUUCAGCGUUGUUUCUCUACACUGUCUCAGAGAAGGAAUGACAUGCUAUUUGUGCGCCAAAGCGAUUCACCCACAGACUUAAAAAAUGUUAGAGCCAUGUUAAAUGAACGCGUGACAGGAUUCAGGGGUCGGAAUGCAUAGAUUGACUUGGCGGAAAGCCACAAUAAAAAUGGCAAAAGCAGAUAGGUCCAAUAUCUUGCAAAUAAAACAAUAAGUGGUUUUCUCUGUCGUCAAACCGAUACCUCUUGAAAAGGCGGGCUACCUCUGGUGUUCAGCGCGUUUCGUAUUUCGAACAAUAGAGCAAAUUUUUGCGGAGUUUUUUUCUGUCGGGAAUUAUCUCUUGCGGUGUUAGGCGGCAGAUAGAAACAUUCGCAAACCCUCGAAAUGUUACGCCUUAAACAGGCUCAACAUUUUAUGGCAUGCGUUGUAUGUAUAAAGCACUCAAGAGAAGAUGAGGUACUAGUGGGCCUUCGUCGGUGCUCAGUUCUUAAAGGAUGGCCCCUUGUUACUCCUUCUCGUUUUGACCAUGGUGUGCGUGAGAAUCCACACUAAGUUUCUCUUGGUACUUCCGGAGUUGAAACUGCAGUUCAAACAACAGCGUGUCAGAUUUUUAUUUUAGGAAGCUCUUUCGUCACAUAUUUGACAAAUAUUACCUUUGGCUAAUGGCUGCAAAAAGAAAAACUUUCGAACAAGUAACUUAACGAAUAAUAACUUGUUUUUCUAGCUGCGCCUUGUUGUCUUUUACCGCGACUUCUAAUUAAUUACUCUCCAAAUAUUUUCCUUUGAUUUUCUUAGGAAAUAAAAAGCCGGGCACAGCAGGCUGCACUAAAAUGCCUCAGAUAACCUCAAACUCAUUAAUUACCGCAAAAAGUCACGGGUUGCCCUUUUAAAAAUGUGCUAAGUGCAUUGUUUGAUCCAAAGGCAAAAAUUGCAGUUAUAUUGAAAGUUUGAUUGGAGUUAGAUAAAGGAAGUGUUGUAAAAUUGUUGUUUACCGUUCCACGCUUUCCUUUUUCAAGGUCAUUCUAAUUUGAUUGGCACCUCUUCAAUGCUAUGUUAAUGCGCUAAAUGACUAGGAGAUAACUCAAAGUAUUUCCCGCGCAUUGGGUCCGUUGUGUGAUGUCAACCUCGUGCAAAUUGCAUUAUAUUGAUCUGUUACCUUUAUUAAAAUGUUUGAAAGUGUUCGAAGUUCUCUCUCAAGAACGUUUAAGGGCUUUUUAGCUCAUCACGCCCAGUGUUAAUAUAUCGCAAUUAACGGACUCCUAAUCAGGUGCAAAGAACGGACUUACUGACUUCACGCUUGGUUGAAUUUCUAACAGACAAGCAGUGAAUAUGUAUGAAGUUGCUUUACUUAGUCUUCACUGCGUGUUGUGUAACACUUUUCUAUUGUCCCUCUUGUUCUAUUUGAGCGGACCAGAUUAAUUUCAGUGUAAGCAAUAAUUUAGUUGUCAACCAUCAUUUCCCUCUCAGAGUCGGUCUGUUAAAGGACUUAUAACUUGGAAUCGACGUUGUCAAAGUUGGUAAAGACUCGAGCUUGUUCUCCUGUACCUUAGCAUGGGGUUAUGACACCGGAAUUUUCAUUAGUUUACAUUAGCGAGUAAACAACCGAGAAAGGAUACUAGCUCGACAUAUUAAUCACCUGCGUUCAUUGUAAGACGAAAUCAUACAGCGUGAAGCGAAGAACAUAGACUAUGUGGAAUUACCUACUGUUGACAGCUUUCCUGAGUCUGCUUAGCAAGUGCUGUUCGCAAUCGUUUCAGUGGUCUAGGGUACGGAAUGAUCGCUGGGGACCCUGGAGUGACUGGUCUGCCUGCAGUCAAUCGUGUGGCGGAGGCACGACAUCCAGAACGAGGCAGUGUGUGGUGUCGUCCAGGACUGGUAGCCUACCCAGGUAUGUACUGAAAGUUUACAAACAAUAUGGACCCGACAAAGGAAACUGCCAAGGAACAGAUACUCAGUACAACACGUGUAAUAUGCAGAAAUGUUACCAGGCCCCUGUGACGACGAAGCAACAUGCUGUCGAGGCGAGAGCGGAACAGUGUAGCAAGUUUGACAACACGUCUUUCAAUGGCUACUUCUUUACUUGGGUCCCUUACUUGGGCGUGAAGAAUAGCGAUGAAUGUGAGCUUUACUGUGUGGCUAAAGGAUUCAGGUUCUUUCGUCGUCUCUCACCAAGAGUGAAAGACGGAACACCUUGCCUCAGUGAUUUAAAAAAGGUCUGCAUUAGUGGAACAUGCAAGGAGCUCCCCUCAAGGUGUAAAGAUGGCGGAUGUUUUGGUCAGAAGCGUGUGACACCAAAGCAAAGGCGAUCUGGUGUUUUUACGUCAAGAGACGUUUCUCGAGGACAUCUGAUCUUAGGGUAUAAUCCUGUGAUCACAAUUCCUGCUGGUGCCACUAACAUUAAUGUCACAGAGAUCCGCAGAAGCAAGAAUUAUCUGGCUCUCAAGUCACAUGAUUCAAGCAAGUACUACAUUAAUGGAAACUGGGUUAUCGAUUUGCCUAAGGGUUAUGACGUAGCUGAUACAACUGUGUAUUACACAAGACCCCGUAGAGACAAGGGCGAGAAUGAGGCGUUUAUUGCCGCUGGGCCAACGUCUGAAGGUCUUGACGUUAUGUUGCUUUAUCAAGCUGACGAGCCUAGGAUCAUGUAUUCGUACCUUCUUCCUAAGGACUACCCUAAAAAACGCGAUAAAGAACAGCAACAACCCGCAGAGCCCAGCAAUUUUGGUCAGAGAGGGUUCAAGUCCCAGGCUACCCAAUCACCACCCAACGGAAAUACUUAUGCUUGGAGACUAACAGGGUUUACACAGUGCACCCACUCAUGUGCAGGAGGCAUUCAAACAACGGUGUACCAGUGUGUUACAUCAGCUGAUAACUCAGUUGUUGAACAGUCCCUGUGUCAAUGGAACUUAAAACCAGCUCAACGACAGAGAGUCUGUAACCUACAGCCUUGUUCACCAAGGUGGGAACCAGGAGAGUGGGGUCAGUGUUCUAAGACAUGUGGAGCCGGUAUGCAGAUCAGAAGUCUUCUGUGUAAACAGCUUGUUGAUAAUAAUGGUGUCAGGAAACAGCAGAUGCUACCGAUCAGCUACUGUCGCCAGUGGGAGAGACCUGCACCCAGCCGCAACUGUAACUUACAGCCCUGCCCUCCUCCGGCAAACUGGACAGUCGGGGAGUGGAGCAAGUGUUCCGUGACAUGUGAAAAAGGAGUCAAACAGAGAGUCGUGUCUUGUGUGGAUAUCAAAAAUACCACAGUCAAUGAAAGGUUCUGUGAACACAAUCCAAAGCCACCGACAACAGAAUCGUGUUUUGCUGGUUCCUGUAAAACUGACUGGGUUGUAAGCCACAAGUGGUCUCAAUGUUCAGUGCCUUGUGGUAGAGGACAACAAAGCCGACUUGUAUUCUGUGGAAGAAAAGGUGGUGAUGCCCUUCCGUCAGACAAAUGUUCUCAUGCCAAGAAACCAAGUUCGACCAGACCAUGCAACAAUGGCAAAUGUCAGGCAGUCUGGGUGGCAUCAGAAUGGAGUAAGUGUUCAGUUGAGUGUGGAACAGGCACUCAGUUCAGAUCAGUGUUCUGUGCAGGGAUGGUUGGAGGUAUGUACCAAGAGUUUCCUGACGAAGCUUGUCCACGGAACUCCAAACCUAUUACAGUGAAAUCAUGCGGAAAUGACUCAUGUACACCACAAUGGUUCACCACAGCGUGGGGCAAGUGUUCCAGGUCAUGUGGCGGUGGUAACCAGUUCCGAGACGUCACGUGCCUCAAUGACAAAGGACAAGUAUCUAAAGAGUGCCAUUCCAAGAACAAGCCAUAUUACUAUCAACGUUGCAGUAACACUCCUUGUCCAACAACAGCUGGAAAAGCAGCGAGAAAACAGAACUGCAGAGACUCUUACACCGGCAACGUGUGCAUGUAUGUUGUACAAGCAAACUUCUGCCAGUUUUCAGGUUACCGCAGGAUGUGUUGUAACAGUUGUGCAAGGCACUGAAAUGAAGAUUGACUCGUAUCUGUAAACCAGCUACUUGUCCGUCAAAUGAUUGGUCAUCGACACAUCUCUGAAAUAGAUUUAGUGCUGGCAGCGGAAGAGAUUACAUUUACAGAACGAUGAUGAUAAUACAAAGAAGCUUUCAAAAGACAAAGGAUUCUCUAUGUACAUGUGCUAGCUCAUUUGAACUUUGUCAAUUCAAAGCACUGAACAAAGCUGUCGUUACAGCCGAGGCUUCAGGCCAUGGUACCCACAAACAGCCUCAUAUACUCCAAUAUCUGCCUUCGUACAGAAGGAAACAAUCUACUAUAUAUCCCUAUAAAACAAACAGGUCAAAGUGGAAGACUCUUUGGCUAAGGUCAUGAAUACGGAAUUAACAAGUGAGAGACACUGCCCUAUAUCCCAAUCAAGCUUGUUUAAAAAUACAUUAAUUUGACAUUUGUAUAAUAUAGCCCAAAAGGGUUUCAAAUCUAGAGUUGAAGACACACAGCCAAACUCUUGCUAACAUUAUUUUCAGAAAUAAUGAAGCUGGUUUUGUUUGCACAUUUCCUUCCAUGGACUAGAUGUUCUAUUAACUUCUUCGGUCUGGUUGUUUUUCUCAUUCAAAAUCAUUGUACUGCAUCCGCAAAAAUUUGUGGUUGAUUUUGUUUGUUUGUUCGUGUUUCAAUACUAUAUACACAUGUACAAGCCUAGAAAGCGACUCAUCAAAAAGUAUCUAAAUGUAGAAUAAAAGUUACCCAUAUUGUUUUGUGCUACAACAAUUCAGCAAUAAAUAAUUGAAACUAGUUGUGAUGAGAACUAAAUAUGGUUUAACCAAUCAAAUUAACGUUUUCAGUAGAAUGCAGACCCCGCAAAUCUUUGCCGUGUAAUACAUAAAUUGUGUACAUGUAUAAGUUACAACCUGAUAACCAGGAGAUCACAAUGUAAAGGUUUAAGUCUGUCCACAUUGACAACUAAUGACAAUGUUGAAUGUUUGCACUGAUUUUAAAGUGCAUUAUACACAGUAAUUAUACAUGUUUGAUGAAAUGUACCUUGGUACGUACUUCAGAAGAGCUGAUGUUAAAAAAGGUUUUCUGAAAUCGCUUGAAGGCAUUUAUAAAACUCUACAUGGAAGAGAACAGCUGUACAAUUUAGAUGUACAAUUUAGUGGAUGUUUCUUAUGAUCUGGAGAACCUCCAAAUGCAAUAUUUAAAUACAUAUAGUAACAAGGAUGAGAGAGAACUACAUAAAAUAGAGCAAGAGAUACUGUUUAUGAACUGUAAUUUAUGUUGAUAAUUUAAGAAACGGUACACCUCUGGUCAGAAUGAUGUAGACAAAUUUAAGACAAUAAAUAAAUAUUAAAACACAUACACAUGUACUAAGUAGGUUGUUUUCACUGUUCUUUUAAACAGUGUUUUAAAAACCAUUACAUGUACGAUGAUAUUAUUCAAUUACAGGAAACUAUUUGUGGGACACUGUUCAGUUUGUAUUACCAAUGUCUUCUUAUGCAUAAUAAAUGCAAUAAAUUAUUACCCCUAAUGCAUAAAUUACAAGUGCAGUUUAUCAGAAUUAUUAAUUUUAGUAUACAGUGUGGUACAUGUACAUGUACUAGAGAUAUCAAAUAUCUGUGAGUUGAACAUAAAUUUGUCAUUAUCCUCUUUGUAGUUAAAUGAACUGCUCAUGCCACUGCCACUUUCUCUUUGCAAAGCAAAGCGUCUUGUUCCUCCAACUCUUGACUGUCCUAUGUUCAGGAUUUUAUCAAAAGUCUUCAUGAUCCUUGUUUUGCAAAGAUUUCUCAGAUCGACUUGACCAGUUCAUGAAUACUGCAAGUUCCUAUUCAGACUUGUCAUGGCCAUCUACAGCAACCUCUUUAGCAGGUAAAACACCUGCUUUUAGAUCACCAUUGGGUACAUCUUGUAGUUCCUAAGUAAAAGAACAAGACUUGUGAACAAAUAAAGGCAUGUUUUAUGCA
Orbicella faveolata is the source of this 6499-nucleotide messenger RNA. Its product is annotated as thrombospondin type-1 domain-containing protein 4-like. The record is from RefSeq and is a predicted model, not a curated record. Gene Ontology annotation, cellular component: extracellular matrix. Lineage: Eukaryota; Metazoa; Cnidaria; Anthozoa; Scleractinia; Merulinidae.